Polistes dominula (European paper wasp) is the source of this 4354-nucleotide messenger RNA. Its product is annotated as CUGBP Elav-like family member 1-A. Gene Ontology annotation, cellular component: ribonucleoprotein complex. The record is from RefSeq and is a predicted model, not a curated record. Gene Ontology annotation, molecular function: RNA binding. NCBI's taxonomy places the organism in Eukaryota, Metazoa, Arthropoda, Insecta, Hymenoptera, Vespidae.
AUUUUUUCUUUUUUCUUUUGUUUUUAUUUGUUUUUCUGUUUUUUUUUUUCGUAAAAGUGAAAAAGGUAAAAAAAACUCUUGAAGUGGUGUCAUCGUCAAUGUCAUCGUCGUGCACCACAUCGCCGUUCGUGAGCCUCGCCUUUUAAUACGAGGCUCGCGAGCAGUGAUCUAAGACACCCGGUGUUUUAUAUCGUGAUACGUGUUUUCUUCUAUACUCUGGACUUUGAUAAUUAGUCAAGUGUUAUAAUAAUAAUAAGAAGAAGAAGAGAUAAGAAGAAAGAAGAAUAGAAAAUAACGUUGAAACGGAGGGAGCGUGGAAAGUUCUUGGAUCUUUAUUAUGGUCAUCUGAUGACAAUGGCCGAUACUUGGGAAUCCUCGUAAAAGAUCGAGGAGGUUUCUCAUCCUCGACUGUACUACUACACCUUUCUACCUUCUAGUCUAAAGGUAGCAUAAGGAUCAUCGUCAUCUCUCUCAUUCGAGAAGUGGAAAAUCAAGUCAGGAACGAAAUAAUAGUGAAAAAGAUAGGAAAAAGAGUGUCCUGAGAAGAGGAUUGAAGAAGAUCCUAAGAGAAGAAAGAAGAAGGAAGAAAAGAAGAAGCACGUUGGGUUUAUAAGAAUCGAUUAACUCUCUUUCUUUCUCACAGAUACACAGACACUAACGUUAUUAUCAAAGGAUAUAUAUUGUCCUUUUUAAUUUGCGAAAGCAGGACUUUGAAAAUUUGCUGGUACAAUAAAGGAAAGAUUUAUCACUAAGAAAAACCCAUAAACCAACCAAUCAACCAACCAAACCAAUCAGUCAGCUAGUGUAUUUUUUCAAAAAAAAAAAAAAAAAAAAAAAAAUAUACCGUGUAUACUUAACACGUUUCUAGAUACGUUUUAAGUGUAUAACCAUACAAAUAUAUGUAUACAUAUUAUAUCUAUCUAUCUACACACACAUAUAUACAUAUAUAUACAUAUGAAAUCUCUUUGAUAACGUUGAUGUGAUCUGUGUCUUACUGAGAAGUAUAACCGUCGUUCGUUAACAAGUGUAAGAGAAGGAGGACGAGUAGGAGUAGGAGGAGGAAGAAGAAGAGUUUCAGGAGAGGUGGAUGAAGAGGGGACUGAAGGGGGGACUCUGGGUACUGAUAAGGGCUUAUCCAGAGAUACGAUGGCUGCUAACCGGGCCGUUCUCGUCAGUCUAAGCGUUCAGGUGCCGUCGAUGAGAUCGUCGUCAUCAUCGUUUCACUUUAAUUACAGUGAUAUCGUCGCGAAAGUUCCAGUGCCUUCGGCCGUGCUAUCUCUUCUCGGUUGAGACGUGAACGUUUCUAGAAGAGCUGGAUUAGAUUGCGGAUAUAAUUCCUCAACAAAUAUAAAUAAUUAUAAAAAAGAAAAGAAAGAUAUAAGGAAAAGAAAAGAAAAAAGAAAAAGGAAAGAAACAAUUACCCGUAGAAUCGUGAAAAAUAUAAAUUGUUCGUCGCGAGUGUGCGUAAAAUCAAUCGAGUGUGUCGUGCAUAUAUCUGUAUCGUGUUUUUCGUCACAUCAAUCAAAGUACACUUACAUUAAUUUAACAUAUAUAUUCACACGUAUAUAUAUAUAUAUAUAUAUUUAUAUAUAAAUUAUAUGUGUGUGUGUAUGUAUACGGUGUAAAAGGAUCAUCAUCGUUCUUGAUAGUAUCGAUUCGUGAAUCUUAAUUAGCAAGGUGGUUUGGGGGUUGCAAACCUUCAAACCGUAAAAGACAGUAAUCCUGUCUUCCUUAAGGAUAAACGAGGAGGAGAGAAGGAGGGACAGAGGAGAGCUGGUUACAAGGAGAACACCAAUGAAAAUGCUUCAAUCACUGAACGCCCUGGCGGGAAAAAUCUCGCCUAGUUCGCCUACCGACAGCAACGCUAAUAAGGUUCACAUGCAUAACAACAACAACGUCGUACACCAUCAUCAUCCAUAUUCGAAACAACAAACUCAACCCUCGCCGCCUGCAUCCCACUCGAGUAACAACAAUGAUCAAAAGGAGAACACCAUAAUGAACAAUAAUAGUGUUGAGCAGCCAGAUCCAGACAAUAUAAAGAUGUUCGUUGGGCAGGUACCACACGACAUGGAUGAAAACGAUCUUCGAACGUUGUUCGAAGAAUUUGGCAGAGUACAUCAGAUCAACGUUCUACGGGACAAAACUACUGGCAGUAGUAAAGGAUGCUGCUUUGUUACCUUUUACACGAGAAAAGCGGCUUUGGACGCACAGAAUGCAUUGCACAACGUAAAGACUUUCAACGGGAUGCGGCAUCCGAUCCAAAUGAAACCAGCAGAUAGCGAGAAUAGAAACGAACGCAAAUUGUUCGUUGGCAUGCUAUCGAAAAAAUACACGGAAAAUGAUGUCAGAACCAUGUUCAGCGUUUACGGAACGAUCGAGGAGUGUUCGGUGUUACGAGACAAUUCCGGACAAAGUAAAGGCUGUGCCUUCGUUACUUUCGCUAGUAAACAAUAUGCUAUCAACGCCAUUAAGGCCCUUCAUCAUUCGCAAACGAUGGAGGGAUGCUCAUCGCCGCUGGUUGUGAAAUUCGCUGACACGCAGAAGGAAAAGGAUCAAAAAAGAAUGCAACAAAUUCAAGCGAAUCUCUGGAAUAUCGCGGGAGUCAACAUGGCGCCGCAUUACCUGACGACGAGUGACGCGCAUACGUUAGCACCUACGUCGUUGCAAUUAUUGCAACAGUUGCAAGCGACGACGAGUGCGGCCACCCCGGUAGCUGCAGGCGCCGGAGCUAACGCUCUCUCGAGUGUUCAGCAUCAGCUGUUGUUACAGCAGCACCUUGGCUUAGGUGCAGCCACCCCCGCACACGCGGCCCCACCUGCCGUACCAAGUCCACCAGAGAUUAGCCCUGCCAAUCUCCAGGGUCUGGCAACAUUAGCGUCCCUCGGUAACUCCGCUGGUGAGUAUGCAAACGCUGGAGUAUCACCGAUGAGUAUGCAAAACCUUGUCACUUUGGCAGCCAUGACUGGCGGAAAUGGCAACCUUCAAGUGUCGCCAACGACGUUAAGCGGACUGGCGAAUUCGACAGCAGGUAUGUCGCUAUCUGCCCUUCUCGGGAAGACAGGAAGUACAGGGUCGACUGGUGGUAGCUUGAGUCCUGUGACGUCACUCGCGCUUAAUUCAUUGACAGGAGCACCUUUGAACGGACUACAGGAUUCUCUGAGUAACGCUUAUUCGAGCUUGCAGCAAUACGCAGCUCUCAUUGGAAAGACGACGGUGACCGUGGAAAAGAAAGAAUUGCAUAGGUUCCCGGCAUUCACGGCAGCAGCGGCCGCAGCAGCAGCGGCGGCACAAAAUUCGAGUUUCAAUGCCGCGGGCAAGCAAAUCGAGGGACCCGAAGGUGGUAACCUCUUCAUCUACCACCUACCACAGGAAUUUAGCGAUACCGAUCUCGCUUCUACCUUUCUACCUUUCGGCAAUGUCAUAUCCGCCAAAGUUUUCAUCGAUAAGCAGACGAAAUUGAGCAAAUGCUUCGGUUUCGUAUCGUACGACAAUUCGGCGAGCGCGCAAGCAGCGAUCCAGGCGAUGAAUGGUUUUCAAAUCGGCACGAAGCGAUUAAAGGUUCAAUUAAAACGAUCCAAGGAUGCUUCUAAGCCGUACUAGUUGACAUCAUCCUCGUACUACACGUUCGUAGCAGGUGGCCUGUGACGUUGUGACCGUGUACACUCGAUCGGAGUCGCCGUGCCAUGUCAGUCUCAGUCAGUCAGUCAGUUAAUCAGUCAGUCACUCAGUCAGUCAGUCAAUCAAUCAAUCGAUCGAUCCAUCGAUCGGUCGAUCGAUCGAUCGAUCGAUUGAUGAUCGUCUUCGAUCGACGACCACAAGUCGAUUAAAAUCAGUCACGACUUCUUGGUCAAUCUCUCGAUCGGUCUCUCUGUGUCUGUCGGUGCGCUGCCUGUACAAAAAAAAAAACAAACCAAAAAAAAGAGAACAAAAAAUUUAUACAAAUCCCAUCUUUCUCUCUAAGAUUAACUGGCCACCAUCAUUGUUCCAAACAAAAAUUCCUGGCAAAUAAGAAGUCAAUUCUACUCCCGCACUUUUUCCCAUUCUUAUCCUUUGAAAAUAUGGUCCUCCUUCACCGAAAAAAAAGAAAAGAAAAGGAAAGAGAAAGAGAAAGAGAAAGAAAAAGAGAGAAAGAAAGAGAGAGAGAGAGAAAAAUAGAAAAAGGGAAAAAAACUCAACUGUGUGUGCCUGUGCCUGCGAAUUUAACGCGCAAAUCACCACCGUAGCGAUUUUAAACGUUCUCGGAUUAAAAAAAAAAAAAAUGUAAGGAAUCCUCGUUGUUGAUCGUCAAGACUUUGAAACUUCCUGUACAGUACAAAGUGUAUUACCCGGGGAUAAGAAAAUGAAGAGGAAGUGA